Argiope bruennichi is the source of this 595-nucleotide messenger RNA. RefSeq names its product 40S ribosomal protein S16. Lineage: Eukaryota; Metazoa; Arthropoda; Arachnida; Araneae; Araneidae. The record is from RefSeq and is a predicted model, not a curated record. Bases 108 to 554 code for a protein of 148 amino acids. Gene Ontology annotation, cellular component: cytosolic small ribosomal subunit; ribosome. The transcript has 5 exons. Gene Ontology annotation, biological process: maturation of SSU-rRNA from tricistronic rRNA transcript (SSU-rRNA, 5.8S rRNA, LSU-rRNA); translation. Gene Ontology annotation, molecular function: structural constituent of ribosome; RNA binding.
AACAGCUCAACUUCAUAUUUUGCGGUGUAAUGCGGAAGCGCGUGGGGUGACCAUUUCAAUAUAUUAAAUUUUUAAUCAUAUUUAUUGAAAGUAAAAAUUGUAGUAAAAUGGAGCAAGCUGCAAAAGAAGCAACAAAUUCGGUUCAAGUAUUUGGAAGAAAGAAAACGGCUACUGCUGUUGCAUACUGUAAAACAGGCAAUGGUUUAUUGAAAGUAAAUGGUCGACCCCUGGAAUUGCUUGAGCCUCAGAUUCUCAAAUAUAAGCUUUUGGAACCAAUUCUUUUGUUAGGAAAAGAGCGUUUUGCAGGUGUUGACAUACGUGUGAGAGUUAAGGGAGGUGGUCAUAUAUCGCAGAUAUAUGCAAUUCGUCAAGCCAUUUCUAAAGCUUUAGUUGCAUAUUAUCAAAAAUAUGUUGAUGAAGCUUCCAAAAAGGAAAUUAAGGACAUAUUAAUUCAGUAUGACAGAUCUCUUCUGGUAGCUGAUCCUAGACGAUGCGAGCCCAAAAAGUUUGGUGGACCUGGUGCUCGUGCUCGUUACCAGAAAUCUUAUCGUUAAAAUUUUCUACAUUUACAUGAAAAUAAAUAAAUUUUAAGCCA